Molecule: messenger RNA, 1371 nt
Organism: Magallana angulata
Lineage: Eukaryota; Metazoa; Mollusca; Bivalvia; Ostreida; Ostreidae
Exons: 7
Coding region: 208-903 (231 amino acids)
Source: RefSeq, a predicted model, not a curated record
CAGACGCUUGAAUCAACACAGGUGUACCACAGAGUACUUGGAGAUUCUUUUUGACCGGUGUAGUAAAAAUUUUUACUUUACAGAGGUUGUAAAAACUUUUAUCAGUAAUCUACUUUUGGAAGAAGCCCAAAUGUGAAAUAUUCCUCGUACGGUUAAGGAGUUUAAUAAAAAAAAUAUCGGGACGUUUAAUUCCUUACGGGUCACGCAAUGGCUUGUCCGGAUAUAAAACCCGAAUCCGAUCCUGAUUUUAUUCUUAGCAGUUACAACGCGAGCGCUGGAACGCAAGUUCUGAUUGGCUGCAAGAAAUUCGGCUACCGAUUGGAAGGACCUCACAAUGUCACGUGUUUUUCAAACCAAACAUGGUCUGACAACCUCACGGAACUGGAGUGUAAAUGGACGGGAGAACUGAACACAUACGAGAAGAUCGUAAUAGGAACAGGAGCAGGCUGUCUAGGCUUGUUGAUCCUAGGACUAUUGUUUAUCUGCUGUUGUUCAUAUAUCCAUAACCAGCAUUUGAAAAGACGGCGGGCAGCAAGUCAGAGAUCCUACUCUCAGUUUGAUCCGCCCCAGAAAGACCAGGCUUACAGCAACGAUUACAUUAGACAGAGCGGACCGUACGCCGACAGAAUCUCACCCCAGGACAACAGCUCAAUGGAUGGAUACAAGAGACCCCAGGGCGUCAUAGACGAUCCAAGUAACUACCAUAUAUACACCGGAAGGAAAGGCGAGAUGAACGGGAAGUCAGCAUACAAAUACGACAACCGAGCUUUCGAAUCUCAAGACCAGGGUUACUAUGACAACGGUCACAAUAAAGAUCCACCAUAUUGGGUGAAUCUAGUUUAUAUAUUUAUGAAUGGCCAGAUACCACGCCCCCAGAUCCGUGACAGCCGGAACUACUACUGACCACGUGUUCAUCAAAUCAUCCAGCAUCACAGCCAUUAUCACGUGAUCAAAACGCAAUACUGUACCAAGAGGCAAUAACUUAAAGAAGCCAAAAUGGGUGGAUUUUGUACUUUUAUGUAUCAUCAGACGUAUAGUAAACGACCAUAGUGGAAGCAUUAGACCUGGUCUGUCCGGAAAACAUACGUAUACACAACUGCACCCUGUCAAGGGACAGGAUAUCACAAUGACUAUAGUAAAAUCGAAGUGGAGAGAGUUUGGUUGGCAUCCGGAUUAUACAGAUUCCAGGACAUUUAAUGAUGUAAUAUACAUGUAUGGUGCUCUUAUAGGGUCGGAUGUUUAUAUAUUUAUCUAUAUCAACAUCAGAGAUAUAUCAAAUUACAUGGAAGCGUACAUAUGCAUGUAAAAGUUUUAUGCACGUUAUACGGUUAAUUUUGUACUAUGUUGAAGAAUAAAUAUAUAAUAAUAAUA